CAGAACAUCACCCCAUCUAGCGGCCAUAACUUGGAAGAUAAUGGGAGGAGUGAAAUAAUAUAUUUUUUUCCAGUUAUUUUGGGAGUAAAAUGUACCGGUAUUAAAAUGGUCAUACCUCAGGAUGCUACAGAUGAACCCAAUCAAGGGUUUACUGACUUUUCUGAACUGAAGAACGGAGUAGGAAGAUCACCAGCUUCAAUAAAAGCGAUUAAUGCGAAGACUUUGGCUGAGGGCUAUACUAAAGGUUUGUUUAUUGCAUAACAGUUUUCCGUUAGGUAGUUGUCAGAAAGCCUCAGGCUUCGAUUUACUCAAACCUUCAUCUUUUGGGAGCCUUUGUAGAAGUUACUCUUGAUUUUAGUGCUGUUCAAACUUGGGAUUUCGUUACGUAAUGUGCUGUAUGUUAAAACAUCUCAUAACAAAGAUUAAUGAACGGUCCUCAAUGAUGUAUAGUCUAGUGAUUUGAAUCAAGUGUGAUCCAGUUGUCAGGUAGCUCACAGGCUUCGAUUAACUCGAAGCUUCAUCUAUAACGAGCCUCACUAAAAGUGACUCUUGUUUUUAAAGCUGAUUAAGCUUCGCUUGUACUGUACAUGCAUAUGUACCGUUCAAUAUCUUAGAGCAAAAUUCAGCGAACUGUACUGUCACUUACUAACAGUGAGCAUAAGUCAGUUUUACUUCAACUUCCUCCGUGAUACAAAACCUAGCUAUGCAAGUCAAGUAUGAUCAAGUUGUCAUACAGUUUACAGGCUUCGAUAAUCAUAGCGUCGAAUUCAUCUAUUAGUAGCCUUGGUAAAAGUUACCCUUCUUUUAUAGCUGUUUAAGCUUUGCAAUUUCCUUGUGAUGUCCUGUACAUGCAUGUGUACAUAUCUGUUCAACAUCCCACAAAAUGAAUCAGUGAACUGUCGCUAAUUCAGAGUGAGCAAAAGCUGUUAUAUUCUUACUUCCCCCAUGAUAUAAAGCCUACUGAUGUGAAUGAAGUAUGGUCAAGUUAGUGACGGUUUUAUUUCAAAGUUCCUAUGCAAUCCAUAAGGUUUCCCUGGUGAAGACUCAUUUGAAGCUUUUUUUUUUUGGGUGGACAAUCUGUCUAAUGAGGAUUAAUGUAAUUUUGGGAAAGGUUAAAAUGAAUUCAUUUCAGUAGUUUCUCUAAUAAGUGUGUGAGAUCUCAGGAAAGUUUGCAGGACCAUUUCCAUGUGCAUUUGCUUACUUACUACUCCUUUGCUUUGCUGCUUUGCUUGUUUUGUCUCCAUCUGUUACAUUUCUCCCAUUCCCUCCCAUCCCUGCUCCUCCUUUAACCCUUUCACUUCCAAGAUCUCAUUAGUAAUUCUCCUUGCUGCCUCUCACACAAUUCUUAUGAAGUUAGUAGGGAGAAUUUGGUAUUGGAUCAACUAAUAAUUCCCUAGUGAUAUUUUUCUUUAUUCUCAUCAUGUGUCUGCUUGACAUUGUUGCGGUAAUUCAUGGGAGUUAAAGGGUUAAAUUUAAUAUAUGUUGAAGCUGGGGAAGUAACACCUUCAAGGAUACUAUUGGUUUUUUAAAUCUACCUUGUUAACAAUCUCAAUGAAUUCUUGAACACAUUAAAAUUUUAGCUAAAGGGGAUUCACCUGUGAGAACAUCAGAUUCAUAUAACCCAGCUAGGAAAUAGAGUUACCAAUCAGUCCUUGUUUGUUAUAGAGGUUUAAGUUUACAAGGCCCAGUUAACUGUUAAAAUGCGUGGCUGUCAAAACUAUUUAACCAUUAUCAUACUUCUUUUAAAUAAAUUUUCCAUAGAUGACAAUUACCCUUUGACCCCUAAGAGUGACUGGUAUCUAAUUUCUCCUUUCAAAAUCACCCCCAAAUCAAACAUAAACUUCAAAAGAAUCAAGAAAAUGAUCAUAAACAAAUAAACUCUUGAUUGUUUAACAAAUUCUCCUUGUCAGCGCCUCAGGAAAUGUAUAGAGAACAGUAUGGGGAAUAUGCUCACUGAUUUUAGGGUGUCAAGGGUUGGAGAAGAUUGCCUCUCAAGUUAAAUGAAAUGUUUAUUGAGAAAAAUUAAUAGCAGCUUAACCUUAAACCCCCAAGGUCCCUGUAAAUUAGUUACAAGAAUUUGAUAUUAGAUCAAGAUAACAGAAUUACCUGAUAAGUUUGAGUAUUCUCAUUACUUGAUACUAGAUGUUGUAUGGAUGUUAUGGGGAGAAGUUACAUAUAAGUCAACUCUGGGAGUGAAAGGGUUGAAAAGUCAUGAUGAGAAAAAGCAAUUUAACCCUUUAACUCCCAGAUCAAAUUUGCAAUUCUCCUUACUGUCAAACAUACAAUUCUUAUAAUGUUAGUUCAGAGAAUUUAGUAUUGGAUCAACUAAUUAUCCACAAAUUGAUAUUUUUUCUUUAUUCUCAUCACUAGUCUGGUUGAUAUUGUAUUGAUAUUGUAAGGAGAAAUUCUGUCUUGGUCACUCAUGGGAGUUAAAGGGUCUUAAUGACAUGUCCAAUUUGUCUCUUCAUAUAUAUCAGAACAGCUGGAAAAUUUUCUUCUGGUGUAAGGAAAUAUUUUAUAUUUUAUUUUAAUAGUGUUUCUGUGCUCUGAAUUUCAGGGAAAAGAUGCUUGGAGACCUUUAGUGUAGUAUCAUGUGCCAUUUUUUCCAGCAUAGUUCUUUUCUACUUGUGUAAGAAUUUCCAACUCUCUGAAAUCAGAACAGUUGUGUUUGCUGCAGGUGAGUGGCUUGAAUUGUAGCACUCUACCAGUCAUGUUUGUUAUUGACUAGGUGAUUAUCAUGAGGUGUAGCUGGCAUCUUUUGGACAAGGUCCAUACAUUUAGUGCACUACAAAAGUUCAAAGCGUCUAUGAGUAGUUUUUGCAGCAACUAAGCAGUCCAAUUUAAAGGGCAUGUAAACCCAAAAAACGUUCAUUUUCUUUUCACAUAGAUGUUUCAAAUAUUUCCAAAUGACGCAAAUUUGAAGCCACAAUUUGUGAAACUUGUUCAAAUGAAAAUAGCUGAUUUCAUCGAGCUGUUCGAACAUUCUGUUGUUUGUAGCAGUCGUUUUUCUUCCUGGUGUUGUACCAACAAUUCAGGCCCUACCAGAAGCAAAUUAUUCGGAACUAUAAACAGCUAGCUGUAGUACUGUAUUAUUAAAUCAAUGACAGAAACAACUCAAGCAAAUCUAUCUCAAAAUGUAAUGAAACAAAUGAAACGGAAAACAUUUAGCUUACUCGUUUCCGGUGUGAUUCUCUGUGCCUUACUGCUGCCUGUACAUGUAAUAGGCCGUCUCUAGCACCCAGAAAUCAAGGCAAAUUGACUAAAAACCUGGAUACUCAGUGAUACAACUUAUCUGGGUUUCAGACCCUCGCUCCUCUACUUUUUGCCACAAUUGCCCAAUUUCCGUACAACAAACACUUUCACGAGUUGUCGGCAUUGGUUGACAAGUUCCACACUCGCACCUUUGACAAUUUUGUAUAAAACGCCCUCGGAAGCUCAGCGGGUUUAAAAAAUUUCUGUUGCAUUCUUUUAGAUUGUGCCCUUGCUUUAUUGGAUUUUCAUAUCAAAUACAAGUAAAUCACACAGUAAAUUAGAUACCAGUCUGAGUUUCCGAGGAGGUCGCAUUGCUGUCAACACUGUGUUCUUGCGGAUCGCUUCGGUGAACCCUACGCAGCUCAUAUUGUUAAGGACGUGGCCCAGACUCUCCUAAAGAUUCUAGACCAUCCCCAUCGCCGUCAUAUACUAAGCUUAGGGUAUUCGAGUCACUAUCUUCUGAAAAACAUCUUCGAACUACCACUACUUACACAAGCUACCGAGUUCUAAAAAGUAAAAUUUAUUGAUUUAUUUGUCCUAACAAAGAAUCUAUGAUAUGAAUGAAAUUGACCUUCAUCUUAUCAGAUCAAAGUGAAAAUAACAUCAUUCCACUAUGUUUGUUUUUUUAAUUAUUCCAUAUUGACUCUAGUAUUAAAAUAGAUCAGUAUUUUUCAAUAACAAUGUUUGUUUUUAUGCCUUUUUAGUUAUGGAGGCAAUUACCUCAGUAGUUGCCGCAAUCAGAUGACAUGAUGACAUCGAUGCCAAUGUUUGUCUUUUUGCCUUUGUAGUUGCAGGAGCAGUCACUGCAGACUUCCUCUCUGGGCUGGUUCAUUGGGGGGCAGACACAUGGGGAGCGGUAGACAUCCCUAUUUUUGGCAAAGCCUUCAUCCGUCCUUUCCGAGAACAUCACGUGGACCCCACAGCCAUAACAAGACAUGAUUUGAUUGAAACAAAUGGUGACAAUUGUCUGUUGACCUUACCUGGUUUAUCUUACAUGGUCUACAAGUUUCUCAUCUAUGACCAAGAAACAAUUGAAGCAUCCUAUGGAACAGACUGUUUUGUGUUCUUCUUGGCUGUGUAUGUUACCUUAACCAACCAAAUCCACAAGUGGUCACACACCUACUUUGGUUUGCCAAUGUGGGUACAAAAACUUCAGGACUGGCAUAUUAUCUUGCCACGCAAGCAUCAUCGCAUUCACCAUGUUUCUCCCCAUGAGACAUACUUCUGCAUCACAACUGGUUGGCUUGACUAUCCUCUUGAGGUGAUCAGAUUCUGGCAAUCCUUAGAGUGGUUGAUUGAGAAAACAACCGGGGUGAAGCCGCGAUCAGAUGACAUGAAAUGGGCAGGGAAACCCAAUUGAAUUUGAUCAAAUUUUGGUCUAAAACUGAUCUAAAAAGUGUGAAAUUAUGUUUUGUGGGUGAGUGUAGGGUAGGUAAUAUACCAAGAUGGGUCUGGUCUACCCACAUAGACUCUAGUAAUGCACUUAUAAUUUUACAUUGUCCUGUUUCUGUUUUAAUUAAAAUUAUAGCAGAAACUAUCCAAAUCUUUAUUUCUGCCUGUGCUUGAUCCCAUUUGUCAAGAUCAGUAAUCUUUCAGAAUAGAGAAACAGAUAAGCAAACUCCAACAGAGACAGACAGACAGCCAAAAGCAAAUUGAGAUUACUUGUGAUUUUUUUUUUUUUUUUUUUUUUUCAAAUUUAAGUUAGAGGAUACUAGCCACACAGAAAUGCAGAUUUAAAGUAAUAUUGCACAGUGGGAGAAAAGAUACUUGUCUGAACAUUUUUCAUACAUGGAACAACUGCUGAGAAAAAUCUUACCAGACACAAGUUAGGAUCAUUACCUUAUUGGUUAAAUUGUGUCAGGUCUUAUUUCAAACAUUUGCAGUGUUGUUAUGCAUGUAUGUACUUAUGACUUAAGCGCUCAGGAGUUCUUUUUUUGGUUGUACCAUGCUUAUACACCUCAGUUACAUUAGGCCUUCAUUAGAUUUUUUAGGUGUGUUAAUUCUCCUUUCCAAAAUGGCCUUGACAAGUAUCUCUUACUAUUUGUCAAGAGUGGUCACUAACUGGGUAACCUGCUUAAAGGUGUGGAAUAAUUAUUUAUCCAAGGCAGGGAGAUGUAAUGACUUUUAUGUAAAAUGAAUGAUCUAAUAAGGAAAAUUAUAGGUCAAGAGAAAUUCUACAGCAAAAAAAAAUUUUUUUUUCUGUGAAUUCUGUAAUUUUAAAACUAGCCCACAAUAUUACUGAUUAAUAUUGUUAUUGUUGUUCUUAUUAUCAUAGUAAGCUAGAAGGAUGUUUAAUGUGAUACAACACUGAUAUCAACAUUGAAGAAUGCAAGAUUCUGUGCAUGUCAGUAAGUGAAAGUUAGGUGAAAAUUUGCCAUUGAGGUUCCACACAUCACUCCAAAACAUCCCUGCAUCAAAGUUGGCUAAACCCUUUAACUCCCAAGAUCCAACUAGCAAUUUUCCCCUCUGACCACCACACUAAAGGGGAGAGUUGGCUGUUAUAUUUUGAUGAUACCCUUUGGCUGCCAACCCUGUCUGUUCUAAUAAGCUAUUUGCAAUAUAACAUAUUGGAAUCGCAGUGAGAAGUUACAUGUGGAUCACAUCUGGGAGUGAAAAGGUUUAAGGGAAAAAAAAAUACUAAAAAACUUAAGAUGGUUUUUUUCUCAAUGUAAAGUUCUGUGCAGAAAUUUUAGGCUUCCUUAAUCCAAUUUUGGUUAAUCUUGACCAUAGUGUGCACGUGAGGUAAACAAGGUAUUUAUAUAUUUGAUAAAUAAUGUCUUUUUUUGGAUAAACUGCUGUCAAACCUUAAAUCUAAUGAAAGAACUGUCGUUGGUAUUCAGAGGGCUUGAUAGGCUGUAUGCAAAGUACAAAAGUAAUCAAAAUUGAAGGUUUAAAUAUUGCACCUAGACUUGAGUUGGGUUGCUGUUGCCAUGAUUGGUUAAAAUUAGCGGGCUGUGUUUUACUGUGAAAUAAGCAACUUAUUGAGGGCUUUCGAGGUCCUCGCUUGCUUGCAUUUUGUUGGUCAAUGAAUCAAGUGAAUUAACAAGUUUAUUAAAGGAUGAGUGGAACUGAUCUGCUGAGUUUUCCCAAGAAUAAAAAUUCCUCAAAUCUUGGC
Molecule: messenger RNA, 6367 nt
Organism: Pocillopora meandrina
Lineage: Eukaryota; Metazoa; Cnidaria; Anthozoa; Scleractinia; Pocilloporidae
Source: the annotation of a GenBank genome assembly